Bufo bufo (common toad) is the source of this 3494-nucleotide messenger RNA. It is a transcript of the gene BCL3, whose product is annotated as BCL3 transcription coactivator. Gene Ontology annotation, molecular function: protein binding. Bases 829 to 2181 code for a protein of 450 amino acids. The record is from RefSeq and is a predicted model, not a curated record. The transcript is spliced from 8 exons. Lineage: Eukaryota; Metazoa; Chordata; Amphibia; Anura; Bufonidae.
UCAACCACCGCAUGGAGAAAUGUUGAUGAUCACACAGUGGGUGGAGGCAGGGUGCAGCUGGUCUGCAAAGAAACUUUAAGAGUUAACAAGGAUGUGAUGUGCUGCAGGGAGGAUUCAUAAGAAGCCAUAAUUCAGGGCAGUCUAAGGUGAAUAGCAGUUUUUUUCUUUAUAUAAGGAUGUCCCCCCUCCCUCCCCUUCUUCCUGGUUUCCUUUUGGGGAGGAGCCCUUCAGGGAACAGGGCAGAGAAAGCACCUGGGUGUGUUACAUGAGUGUGGGGAAGUCCCUGUCUCAUUGCUGUUUCCUACAGACUGUCACACUGAAGAUUUCAGAGAGGACACCGAGUGAGGUUAAAGGGAAGAGGAGGGAAAGAAGGGGGGUCAGUUACCUAGAGAGAAGAGACUUAAAGGGAAUAAACCAAAACAAAUAGGGUGACCCUGGGCCAGUGCAGACAGAGGACAUAUACAGAAGAGGACCCUUAUUUUAUGAAGACUAGAAGAAGGAGAGCUUAGAAGGUGUAAGAUGUUCUUGAUGAUACCAGUGUAUUGAGGAAGAAUGGGGAGCAGGAGAGGGAAACCACCAAAAGAGAUGCAGAUGGACAGUCAAGAGGGCAGAAUAGCAAAGUGAUAGGAGAGCGAUUGCAACAGGCAAGCUGGACGAAAACAAUGAAAGGACAAGGUGAAAAUUGCCCCAAAUAAAUAUAAAAAGGGGAGGGAGAAGAGAUAAGAGAAGGUGGAGAACAGGAGAGGAGAACAAUUCAGAGACAGUACAUUGUGUCAUACCUUUACCUUAGGGACAAGUAAGUGGCAGCUCUUUAUGGAGUGAUAUUCCAUGGACAACCAUCCAAGCCGUUCUACAGGAGACAUGGAGACCUCACCAUCACCUCUGGACCUCAGCAUCAGGAAGUCCAUAGACCUGUUGGAUGACAUCCCCAAGAGUCCACCAGGUUUUCGGCCAAGAGGACCAUUAAGGGGCUUGGAGCCACUGAAAGAGGUGAAGCUUGAGAAUACCAAGCAACCAAGUGUUUGCAAGAAUGGGUCCCGUGAGGCACCUGGAUUUUACAAAGACCAAACCUGUUUACCCCUGAGAAAGAGAAAAUUCCUUCCAUCACCCAAAGAGGAGACUACUGCUGUGAAAUGUGCCAAUGACUAUUCAGAGUGGGACAGAAAUUUCUGCAGCCCCCACUAUAUGACACUUACACUAUCCCCUUUUUCAGCAUACUACUCAGGAAAUACUGCCUGCAUGCCUCCCACAAUACCCUUGUACCCGACUACUGGCCCUGCAGUUUUGGAAUCACACCUGCUGAGCCUCAUGGCACCAUGUCACACAACCUUCGUUCCUACAGAAACAGACCUUCAGGCUGACCUCAUUGCUGCUACUCAACAAGAUGAAGAUGGAGACACGGCACUGCACAUUGCUAUUGCUCAUGGAAAUCUAUCAAUAGCCCAGAAGGUGAUCUCUCUACUAAACCACGGGAGAAGAGAUGUAGAUGUACUCAAUAAACUUAGACAGACUCCACUUCACCUUGCAGUAAUCACCGAUCAACCAGAACUUGUGGCUCUUCUCCUGCAACACAGAGCCUCCCCUCUAAUCCCUGACCGCAAUGGACAGACCUGCAUUCACUUGGCAUGUGAAUAUGGAAGCAUCAGGAGUCUCCAGGUUCUGAUGAGGGCCGGAAUACAAGACCUGGAAGCAACCAACUACCAUGGUAUGACCGCAUUGCAUGUGGCCAUCAGGUCAGGACGUAGGGAUAUCACUUUAUGUUUACUGGAGUAUGGUGCUGACGUGAAUGCCAUGGACUUAAAGAGUGGUCAGAGUCCUUUGAUCCAGGCUGUGGAAAGUGGUUCUGAGGAGCUGGUGUCACUUCUGCUUCAGAAAGGCGCAGAAAUCAAUGGAUCAACCUAUGCAGGAAACACAGCAUUGCAUGCAGCAAGUGGACGAGGGCUUCAUGAGAUUACGCGUUUACUACUGAGAAGUGGGGCGGAUGGUAGCAUAAAGAACUGUCACAAUGACACCGCCAUGACAGUAGCCAAAGACAGAAAGAUUGUAGAUAUCCUGCGGGGCAAAUCAUCUUCUCCGCGUAGCCAAAAUGAAAGACUUAGAGGACCAAUUAAAGGACGAUCGUGUAGUCCAGCAUCACAAGGAGUAGCAUCUAGUAACAUAUCUGUAAGCCCACCUCCAUAAAGGGAAUUGGAUCAUACUUCUUACCUCAAAACGUGUAUCAUGGCCUCUAAAUACUGUAUGUCUUCCAUGUAGAGAAACCAUCAUUGCUGACCAUUAGGAUCUGCAUUGUUCCCUGAAUCACCAUAAUGAAAGCAUUCAACUACCAAACCCUUGAACCGUCAAACUUCCAAACCUUCUACUCCUGGACCUGGAACCCAAACCCAACUAAUCUUACACUAGGUCUACAAAGUGGAUCAUCUGGCAGUUCUUCCAUAUGACUGGAUGCAUUGUGAGGACAGUAUAGUGUCACACAGCCCAGAGAUCUCCAGGAGGAGGCUUCUGGAAAGUCUGGAGCUGAAAUGAUCCUUCAUCAAAGAUUCAUGUCUGGAUAUUAAAUAUUGAAUGUCACUUGAAUUGGUGCCCAUUCACCCCUACUUACCUGCCCCAAAGCAGCGGUGUAGUCUGCCUCUUUACUAAGCAUGCUGAUAGAGGACGGUUAAGCAAUACCACCUGCUCAAAAUGUAUACUUUUUAGAAGGACACCUCUAUCCUUCCACAAUUUUUAUGACCAGCCACACUGUUGUGGGGAGUCUCUAAGCCUGAUGCCUCUGGAGAUCCUAGGGAAGCAAGCGGUAGGUCUAGAGGUAAAAUUAUUCCUCACUGAAGCAUGAAGAUACAUAUUGGAGGUGGCAUGUGUUUGUGCCCAUUUCUGUCUGCUUACCUGUUUUUGGAGCAAUGGUGUACCCUAUCUCUGUGGUUAGUGGGCUACUAGAAAGCAGCAGGUAAUGCUAUUCUCUAACCAUAUACAUUCCAGAAGAACAAGAUCAAGGAAUAUGAAAAUAAUACUUUGAGGGUCUUAUCAAUGAGAGGUGAAUGUUAGUGGGUGCGAUUUUUAUAUACAUAUAUUACUAUAAUAGACCUUUCAUAACCAGAGCAUUAUAUAGUUCAGUAAUACAGAUCUAGAGAUGUGACUACUACUUCAAACCAACUUGAAGUUAAAGGGAUUGUCUUGUAUAAGAAAAUGACUAUAAUGGCCGUCUUGGGACAGAGAAAGCCAAGUAGUUACCAUAGAAAAUGCAUUUGCAGAGUGCUUUCUUAGCAUGGACAUUGAGGAAAUAUAUUUGUCAUGUGCAACCCAUGUCUUUGAUGAGGUGAUCCCUUUGAGCCGUUCUUCUACAACUCAUAAUCCUCCGUUUCACAGAAACUACCAUGACUGUACAUCAAUAAGGAAAUGUUUGCGACAUACAUCCCGCCUUACACUCCCUUUAUGUUUGACUUAUGUGUUUUGCUGCAGGGUGGGUGAAAUGUGAUAUGGGUUAUGGUGUUGGCUUUAAA